UCGCAAGAUCUGAUUUUUUUUUUCCCUCUUUAACAAAAGAGAGAGAGAGAGAGAAAGAGAGAGAGAGGGGCAAGUGGCUAAGAAAUGCACCUCCAAGUCUUUAAAAAUCUUUUUGUUUUGUUUUGUGGAGAAAAAGAAAGAGAGAACCAUCAAACGAAGUGAAACAAGCUUCUUCGAGAUCUGUCCACUUUUGUAUGCAGGUUCUUUCAGUUUCUUUAUCCUUGGAGGAUCAAGUAGAGGAAUGAUAAAAAGAUGGGAAGGAAAGGAAAUUGGUUUUCUAGUGUAAAGAAAGCUCUUAGCCCUGACUCCAAAGAGAAGAAGGACCAGAUAUCGAAUAAGUCGAAGAAGAAAUGGUUUGGCAAGCAAAAACAACGAGAUUCCGACUCUACAUCUUUGGAACCUGUUACAUUGCCAUCUCCUCCUCCACAAGAAGAGGUGAUAUUAACAAAUGCAGAGAAUGAACAGAACAAUCAUGAUUACUCAGACGUGGUUGCCCCUACUGUGACUGUUGAGACUGUGGCUGCUCCUACACAGCCUGCCACAGAGGUUGUCCAACUGACUACAGUUGCUCAGCCUAAGUUUGCUGGCAAAUCUGGGGAAGAAGCAGCAGCAAUCAUGAUUCAAACAGCAUUCCGAGGAUACCUGGCUAGAAGGGCAUUGCGUGCUUUAAGAGGGCUGGUUAGGCUGAAAUCACUAAUGGAAGGUUCUGGUGUAAAACGUCAAGCCACAAGUACCCUCCGGUGCAUGCAGACUCUAGCUCGCGUGCAAUCUCAGAUUCGUUCUAGGAGGAUCAGAAUGUCAGAGGACAAUCAAGCUCUUCAGAGACAACUCUUACAGAAACAUGCAAAAGAUCUUGAGAGCUUGCGGCUUGGGGAGGAAUGGGAUGAUAGCCUGCAGUCAAAGGAGCAAGUUGAAGCAAGCCUACUUAGCAAGCAUGAGGCAGCUAUUAGAAGAGAAAGAGCGCUAGCUUAUGCAUUCUCUCAUCAGCAAACCUUGAAGAAUUCUUCAAGAUCUGUGAACCCAAUGUUCAUGGAUCCAAGCAAUCCCAGCUGGGGUUGGAGCUGGUUGGAACGGUGGAUGGCUGCCAGGCCAUGGGAAAGUCGUGGUACAAUGGAUAAAGAUUUGCCAAAUGACCACUCAUCUGUUAAGAGUCAAAGCAUUAACGGUGGAGAAAUCAAUAAAUCAUAUGCUCGGUACCUUCUCAAUUCUGAAAAGGAUUCACCAACAGCCAGCCAAAAGACAACCCAAUCUGCAUUCCAGUCCCCUCAAACUCCGUCAAAACCAGUUUUCUCAACACUACCGAAGAAGGUGAAGUCAGCAAGCCCAAGGGGCCGUCGAAUUCUAGAUGAUGACACUAAAAGCAUGGUUAGUGUGCAAUCUGAUAAGUUUAGGAGGCACAGCAUUGGUGGGUCAUCAAUUAGAGAUGAUGAGAGCCUUGCAAGCUCCCCAGCACUUCCAAGCUACAUGGUACCGACUGAAUCUGCAAGAGCAAAGUCCCGCUUGCAAAGCCCAUUCGGAUCAGAAAAGAAUGGAGUGCUGGAGAAGGGAUCCUCAGAAUCCGCAAAGAAACGGCUAUCAUUCCCAGCCUCUCCUGCCAGGCCCAGGCGGCAUUCUGGUCCCCCAAAGGUAGACACGAGUUCUGUUACAGAAAACAAUGAGACCAAUGGCAUCGUCGCUCACAUUGUCAGUUAAUCAUAUUGAACAGAAGAGCAGAGGGAUAGCAGCUUUAUGGGGUUUCAGAAAGGCAAGGAGAAAUGGAGGUAUAGAAAUGAAAGCUCAUUUUCAUUUGUGAAUCAUCCAAUUUAUUUAGUUUAUAAAUUCUCAGAAGUUGGUGUGGGGUAUAAGUAAUCUCUAGGGAAGUGGAAAAUCUCAUGUUAUUUCCUUUCCCACAUUUGUUUAUUGAUAUUUCUUAUUAUUUUCUUUCAUAUUUGUGUGGGUUGUUCUUAACAUUGUAAUGAAUGUCAGAAACCCAUCUUGUGUCUUGAAUGCAUUACCCAUAAACAACAGAUGACAUUCUGUUAAUUUUAUUGAAUACUCAAAUUGUUAUA
Messenger RNA from Ziziphus jujuba (common jujube), 2048 nucleotides. RefSeq names its product protein IQ-DOMAIN 2. Lineage: Eukaryota; Viridiplantae; Streptophyta; Magnoliopsida; Rosales; Rhamnaceae. The transcript has 6 exons. The record is from RefSeq and is a predicted model, not a curated record. Gene Ontology annotation, molecular function: protein binding. Bases 253 to 1692 code for a protein of 479 amino acids.